Molecule: messenger RNA, 2959 nt
Organism: Sycon ciliatum
Lineage: Eukaryota; Metazoa; Porifera; Calcarea; Leucosolenida; Sycettidae
Product: tyrosine-protein kinase SRK2-like
Exons: 7
Coding region: 509-2251 (580 amino acids)
Biological process (GO): cell differentiation; cell surface receptor protein tyrosine kinase signaling pathway; innate immune response
Cellular component (GO): extrinsic component of cytoplasmic side of plasma membrane
Molecular function (GO): ATP binding; non-membrane spanning protein tyrosine kinase activity; signaling receptor binding
Source: RefSeq, a predicted model, not a curated record
AUCUGACUAUUACCACCCACUGCUCACAAGAUUGAUAUCACAUCAAUACUGGGUUGCCUAUUAUCUGCGUGCGAGCGUCUCUCACCUAUAUCCGAUCUUUUUACUAGUAACGUUAGUCGCCCCCGCCAUCUCGCCAUCUCGCCAUCUCGGUUGUGAAGGCGUCGUUUCUCACGGACUGCUGCACCGCACAGCAGCCGGGGACUGACUCAGUAGAUCGAAGAAGAACCCAGCAAGAACGCUGUCUUUCAAAUCAGAGUUAAGCUGAAGCUGCUGUUCUUACUGUGGUGGAACGGAAGAGCCGGAGACGCUUCUCACGUCCAGGAUUUGUGCCGCAAUCGCCCUUGCAUUAGCCUGCACUAGCAGUAGAGCGGUGUUGUGAUCGCUGCUAGAGUUGACCCAUUCCGUUGUGAUUGAUUCGUGGCUGGACCGGCUCCAGACCGCUUGCGUUGCAGUGCAACCGACCAUCGUUGCAGGUGAGCUCCGGCACACGCAUGUGCAUGGUGGCGUGAUGGGCUGCGCAAGCAGUGCUCCAACACCCAGCAAUGGGCCGUACACAGCCGGAGUACCAUCAGCGGCGGCGACCGGACCAGCUGCACCUAACGACCCACGAGCCGCCGGUUACAAUGCACAAGUGCAGAAGGAGAACCUACAACACCAGCAGUACCAGGAUCGUCUGAGGCAGCAGCAGCAGCAGCAAACCGGACGCGGGCCGCCCCAGCAGCAGCAACAGCAUAUGCACAACCCACAAGCUAACCGUCAGUCGGGGAGCUCACUGCAGCAGCACCAGCCUCAACAGCAGCAGCUGCCCAGAUCCUCCAUGUCCAGUACAUCGCCGUUGCCCAGUCCGCCUGUGGCCAAGACGGGGCAACCACCACUACCAUCACCCCAGUCCGAUGUCCCACUGUACAAAGCUCUCUAUGAUUACCAGGCUGGUACUGACGAGGACUUGUCCUUCAGGAAAGGUGACAUCUUACAAAUUAUCAACAGUACCGACGGAGACUGGUGGUUGGCACGUAAGUCCACCAGUGGCGAGGAGGGAUUCGCACCCAGCAACUAUGUGGCCAAAAUGAAGAGUCUGGAGGCUGAAGACUGGUUCUUUGGUCCGGUGAAGAGACAGGAUGCAGAGCGGCACCUGACAAAUUACGGACGCCCGGGUUCCUUUAUUGUCCGCCAAUCAGAAAGCCAGGGGAACUCGUACUCAUUGUCUCUGCGCGACAACGAGGCCAUUCGCCACUACCGUAUUCGCAUGCUGGACGAUGGCUCCGGCAUGUUCAUCUCCAAGCAGUUCACGUUCCACACGCUGCAGGAGCUUGUGGCGUUCUACGGAACAGAAGCGUAUGGCCUGGCAUUCCGUUUGAUUGAGCCUUGUCCCACCUCCAAACCGGCUCUGACAAGCCUAAGCCAUUCCAUGCGUGAUCAGUGGGAGAUCCCGAGGAACACACUUAGCAUGGUCAAGAAGCUGGGUGCUGGUCAGUUUGGUGAGGUAUGGGAAGGCACAUGGAACAACACGACUCGCGUUGCCAUCAAGACGCUGAAGCCCGGCACGAUGACGCCCAGCGAGUUCCUCCAGGAGGCGGCCAUCAUGAAGAAACUGCAGCACCCUCGCCUCAUUCAGCUCUACGCCGUGUGCUCGCAGGAAGAACCCAUUUAUAUUGUCACUGAGCUCAUGGAGGGUGGGGCGCUACUGAAAUUUCUCCAAGACGAUGCUGGCCAGAAUUUGAAGGCCAACCACCUUGUUGAUAUGGGUGCUCAGGUGGCUAGUGGAAUGGCAUAUUUGGAGGCACAGGGUUAUCUGCAUCGUGAUCUGGCUGCACGCAAUGUGCUCAAAGGACAUGGCAACAUAGUCAAGGUUGGUGACUUUGGCCUGUCUCGCCUGGUAAGAGAUGAUGAGUACACUGCCAGGGAAGGUGCCAAGUUCCCCAUCAAGUGGACUGCUCCGGAAGCAUGCCUCUUCAACAUCUUCACGAUCAAGUCGGAUGUCUGGUCAUAUGGUGUGUUCUUGUAUGAGCUGGUCACUUAUGGACGCACGCCAUACCCAACGAUGACCAAUGCUGAAGUUCUUGCUCAGGUCGAGCGAGGCUACCGUAUGCCCAAGCCAGCAACCUGCACUGAUGCACUCUACACGCUGAUGCUCGACUGCUGGAAAAAAGACGAGGCGGAGAGGCCAACAUUCGAGGCAAUCGAAUAUCGCAUGGAAGAUUUGUUUGUCAGUGAGGGAAAGAGCUACCUUGAGGCCGACCAGGUGGCGUGAAUAAUCUGAGACCGAUAUCAGGCGGUGUGUGCCCGACUAUAGUGAUGCAGAGCAUUGCUGCAGGUCAUGUGGAACGUUGCAACAGGCAUCCUUGAAUUAAGAACUAAUCCAUGUGCCACUCUAUACCAAUAAUUCAAAUGUUCCAUAAUGCAAAAAGGUCAGUUUUGACAGCUUAUGGCUCAGUGCACCCCCACCCCACCCCCACCCCCUCCGUUCCAAUGAGUGUAUCUUGAAGUACAUGCAUGCCAGAGAUUUGCAAAAGUCUGUUUGUUUCAUCAUUGUCGCAAUUUGAAGCAGCACACGUGCGCGAUGAUAAUUAUUAUCGUACUUUCUACUCAUUACUGUUUUCCCCAAGAGUUUGAUAGAAUCAUGCCCAGCUCCAUUGGUCAGGCAAAUAAUGUGUCCUCAUUCCUAUCCCCGGACAUGACAGUUACAGUGUACAUGUAGUACAGUCAUGUACACUGUACAUGACUGUACUUGUAUUGAAUUAAAUUUUAUAUUUGUACCACUCUAGUCACAUCAGCUCGAGCAGUGAUGACUGUGUACAUAUCCCUAGACCACCACCUUGGACUAGUGAGCGGGGAGGGGGGCAUUAUUUUGAUGAACUGGCGUGGAAGCCUGAGCAUUUAUCGUUUCUUGGCAUUUGGUUGCCAAUCAUUGUUGUUGUUAUAUUAUUAUUAUUAUUGCUGUUCGACCGGCUCUUCCGCG